ACUAUUGCAAAUUCUAUAGUUUUGUAUUGAUCUCGUGAAUAAAUUAAGAUCAUUAUUGUAACAUUCACUUUAGAACUUUGUUGAAAAUGUUACUCAAAUUCUGAUGGAACAGCUGAUCAGCACUCUGCAGAAACCGAUCGUGAUCAACAUUUCCUGAGAAAUUUAUUAUAUGUAGCAGCUUAAAUUUGACACUUUUGGCAGCAUAAUUUGUGUUUAGUAAUAAAUUAGUCUCGCAUGUGACAUUAAUGAGACAUUGAGACGCAGACGGGAGCAAUGAGCAACAGCAUGGAGAGCGUUCUGUCUCCACUGCCAGGGAACCGGCCGAUGUCUCGCAACACGCCAAGGGUGUUCCGCAGUCCUCCACAGCCUCACAUGUGUGUUCAAGAUACUCUCAAGGGCACACAGAUAACGUGUUUCAUAAACGUGAUGUCCUGGUGUAAAAUCGGUGUACCGUCCCAGCAAAAUGCUCCCAUACCGUUGUAUGGAGGUGUCAAAGUGCCUUUGAGUGACAGGUGUGGCGUGUCCCCCAAGCAAGUCAAGACCAGCAAAGAGAAGCCCUUGGUGUUCGCUGUCAUGGUAAAUCCUAACGUGCUCAAACGAAGUGGGAAAAUGGCGGAAAAUCCUCAGGAACGGGAUGGCCUCAUAGAUCUGAUGUUGGAUUUCAUCGAAGCCAUGAAUGAAAACAUCAAGUUCUCCAGGAACUUUAUGGUUCUGAAGGAUCGCGAUCUGACAGGAGAGCUGAAGGACAUUUGGGCCGUAAUCCAAGCGAAAAGGGACGCAGAGAAGAUUCACCCGAGCCAGACACUGCGGGACGAGAACAGCCAUCCUUGCUCACCACAAACUGCGUGCACUCCACAGAACGCCAAACAUAAAAGGAGUGACGAGGAAGGAGAGUGUAUGGAGGCGUCGGAAGCGUGCUGCCAGGACGAGGCAGCGUCACUGCAAUCCGAGGCCAGAGGGGACAGUUGAGCUUGGAGAUAACCGAGGCCACGUCCCACGGUCAAUUACACAUCACACGUCACAUCAUCUGCACCCGAGCUCAUCCCACCUUGUCUCCAUCACUGUUGUACGAUCGUCAUUGUACCAAUUGGAGUUUCAUAUAUUACCUCUACUGAGAACUCGGCUUUUACCAAAAUUAUUGGAAGUUUCCAUUUGUGUGAUAUUCUUUUCAGACUUUUAACGAUGACGAAAUUGUUCAAGACAGUAUGUGUAUUGAAAUGUUACUAAUCAGAUUUUGUUUUGAUGUUAUAUUUCUUGAUCUCGAAGUUUCAUUUGAGACUCACUUUCAUCAAUUGGUGGUGAUUCGUAAUUAAUAUAAAAUUUCAUUCUUUCUGUCGUUGCAUUUAUUUAAAGUUCAUGCUUAUGUAUUGAAAAACAUAUGAUAUCGAUUUGAAUUUUGAUUUAACAUAUUUAUACAGUUAUCAAUAAAACUGUUCAAAUUAAUUGAUUACCUUAUUAAAAUGUAUAUCAAAGUUUAUGUCGAUGAGUGUUUAUUGAUGAAUAGUACUGAAUUAAUCAAAUUUGAGUGAUCUAUUAUUACGCUACAGUGGAUUUGUACUACAACUUAACCCUUGGCUAUAAUAAGUAUUUCCAUCCAGUCUAGAAAAUUCACACCAGUAGAUCCCUGAAGUAUCCGUGUGUAUCAAAGUAGAUUUAUUUAGGAUCUGGCUAUUCGUUUAAUUUUAAGUUUUUGAUCUCCAGUACACGUAUGGUUUCUCCCCGUUAAGUGGAUAUGAUUGUAUUUCGGUGCCAUGUAUUGAUAUCGACACUAUAUUUUGGGUCCAAGAGAUUUCUGACUUGGUUUGAUACCGCACUUGUUUGAGCUUACGAUGGAACUCUGUCUAGGUGUUAGUGAUUUUGUACGGAAACAGUUGUUUCCGAGUCGGAACUUUUUGUAUUUUGUGAUACCUGUGAUUUAUUCAUGUCUAAAUACUGUGUCAUAACGACCGUUUGUAAGCUUGCUUUUAUUUUCAGAGCGCAUCAAUUUCUUUCAUUUGAAAUCGGUAAUGUGAAAUUUUAAUGUUGAUUAAUUUUAUAUUGGGCAGUCAUUGCUAUCUUGUUAUGAAGCUUAUAAGUGCUUUGCUUUUCAAUUAAUAUCUUAUAUUUUCAUUGUUAGUGUUCCUUACAGUAUACGCUUUAAGAAAGUUGUUACUUUUGUAUUGGAAAGUAUUUUUAUUUGACAAAAUGGAGUCAACUUUUGUUAUUUUUUAUUUCUAAUUUUAAGACUGUUCUCAAAAGUGUUCUAACUACUGUUUGUUCAUUAUUUUAUGUGUAAAUAUUUAAGAGUGAAUAUAUGAUAUUUAAGAAAUUCAAUGGCAGGUUUUAACAUAAAUUGUUUUCUGUUCAUUUGGUUCAAUACCAGAAAUUUUAUAUAGUCACUGUUUUUUUCUCAAUCAUAAAGCUCAGUGAUUAUUUUAAAAUAGAAUCUGUUUUAAUUUCUGGUAGGUACUUAAUAUCAGUGAUUUGUGUUUUCAAUAUUUAUGAUAAUUUUUUUAUUAAAUACUGUGUAUUAAAUAUUUUUUCUGAU
Messenger RNA from Homalodisca vitripennis (glassy-winged sharpshooter), 2527 nucleotides. RefSeq names its product PIH1 domain-containing protein 2-like. The coding region runs from base 274 to 969 and encodes 231 amino acids. Gene Ontology annotation, cellular component: cytoplasm. NCBI's taxonomy places the organism in Eukaryota, Metazoa, Arthropoda, Insecta, Hemiptera, Cicadellidae. The transcript is spliced from 5 exons. The record is from RefSeq and is a predicted model, not a curated record.